CCUUUUCAAUUAACAAGCAUGAGUCAUAAAAUAUAACUCGCAAACGAUUUACGACAGCACCAUAUUGUAUCUUAUGUCAAUAUCAUGUGUUGCAAAUCGUUUACAAAUAGACUGGAUUUUAUAGCUAUAGUUUUUUUAACAUGUUUUUCUGUUUUUUAUUUUUCUGUACGUCGCUACAAAGAUGUGCUAAAUUUAGAAGACAACGACGAUCAGCCUUCUCAUGUGAAUAACAGCUAUACCACCAAGGCACCUAGCUCGGAAAGCACAAAUCGAAUCGAAGACAAUGACUCUGUUGAUAUUGUAUAUACUUGGGUAAAUGGAUCGGAUGAACGGUUUAAGCAUGACCUGGAAACGUUUCUAAAAGUUCUCAACAGAAAGCAAGGAGAUGUAUUGGUACUCAACAGGUAUUUUGACUUUGGACCUCUUAAAUAUUCACUCAGAUCAGUUGAACAAAAUGCUAACUGGAUAAGAAAGAUUUUCUUAGUUACAAAUGGACAAAUACCCAGCUGGCUGAGACUUGACAACCCCCGAUUGACACUAGUUACACAUGAGGAAAUAUUUCAAAACAAAAAUGACCUACCAACGUUCGCUUCUCAGGCAGUAGAGUGUCACCUCCAUAGGAUAAAAGGACUUUCUAAGAAGUUCAUAUACAUGUCCAACGAUAUCAUAUUUACAUCAGCAGUUGUGUUAGAAGAUUUUGUGACACAAUCUGGAGAAGUUAAGGUACGGUUUUAUAAAGGUGGUCUUAAACGUUGUAAUAAAAAGUGUCCACCAGAAAGAGUCAACAAUAGAAAAUGCGACCAGAUAUGUUAUACAGAGAGUUGUGAAUGGGAUGGUGACGACUGUAUUGGUAAAGACGUUGAUCCUUACUCAAAAAGUGACCAGAAUUUUAUGUUUGACGCUUGGAAAGGAUCUAUACUGCACACAUAUUUUCUGUUCAAUAAAGCCUUUGGGCCUAGAAGUAGACAAAUACCAAACAGCGGCCCGCAUUUAUUUGAUAAAGAUAUUUUGCGUCAACUAAACGAAAGAUUUCCAGAUGAAUGGAAAAGCACCUCGUCACAAAAACUUCGUCAUCAUUUAACAGUCAACUUGCAGUUUGCAUAUUAUAACUUCUUGGUGGAUGCUAUAAUGCGAGGCAUUAGUGGUAUAAGAACACGCACAAUAGAGCCAACUAAAUGCUGUGAAAUGGAAAUGCUUGCAAUUGACAAUAGAGAAGAUGAUCUUUGGAAACAGCAAUUAUUAAAUACUAAUAGAUCAAAAAAACUACAAAAGCCGAAGUAUCUCAUUGUGACAGGUAACUUUACCAGACCGUUGAAUAGUCAGCGGAUAAACGACAUAAAACGUGACCUAGAGAAUUUCUUUGAAAAGAUGUUUCCAAAACCGUCAACGUUUGAAAGAAAGAUUUAGGACCAGCUUAAAAUCAACAGUAGAUGAACAUUUCGAGGAAACAUGUUCACAACAAGUUUUCUAAAACUUGAUAUUGUUCUUUGAAUAAUCCUCAGAUCUAUGGAAAACAUUCCAAGAGAAAGUUUAGGAAUAUUGAGCAAUUUAGUCUAAAAGUCCACUAAUAUUCUUUCAUGAUUUAACUUGCUAUAUACAGUACCACCGAUAUAUAAUUAUAAACAUUACAUUCAAGAUAAAAUGUAUUAUAUUAACGCACAAUUAAACAUACUCUUGACUCAGUUUUAGCAAUUUACUGGAGAAAUGCUUUUUUCGGCAUUAGAAACUUAAUAAGGACAUCAGCAUAGUACUACUCGAAUAAACAUACCGUAGACUGAAUGAUUUUCGCAUAGGCUUUAUUUAGCAACUUAAUGAUUUUCAGCCUUAUUCGCGAUGUAAAGAAUUCGCAAAGGGUUUUACAACGUGAGGCACAUUUGUAUUUACUAAUAUUUCCAAUGGGCUAGUGUCAUUAUUCGCAAAUAUUUUUGAUUCGCGAGAAGCAUUAUUCGCAAAUAUUUUUGAUUCGCUAGAAGCAUUAUUCACGAAUAUUUUUAAUUCGCGAGUAGCAUUAUUCACGAAUAUUUUUAAUUCUCGAGUGUCGUUAUUCACAAAUAUUUUCAAUUCUCGAGUGCCGUUAUUCACGAAUAUUCUUAAUUCUCGAGUGCCGUUAUUCAUUAAUAUUUUUAAUUAUCGAGUGCCGCUAUUCACAAAAUUCUUAAUUCUCGAGUGCCAUUAUUCACAAAUAUUUUUAAUUCUUUAGUGCAAUUAUUCCCGAAUAUUUUUAAUUCUCGAGUGCCAUUAUUCGCGCAUAUUAGCCAUUUAUAAAAUAAUCAUGAACACAACCCAGUAUAUAAUAAAGUAUCUAAAUCACCACUUAGAAUUUAUUGACAUAAUAUUUGUAUUUUUCUGAAUGAAGAAACAUGAUCAGUUAUUUAAUUGCGAAAUAUACACAUGUUGUUUAUUAGCAACAUAUGGUGUAAAUUGAUUUGUAAACUAUUGUUUGAUACAACUUUUCCAUUAAAAGAUGACAAUCGA
This is a messenger RNA of Mercenaria mercenaria, 2475 nucleotides long. RefSeq names its product N-acetylglucosamine-1-phosphotransferase subunits alpha/beta-like. The coding region runs from base 85 to 1407 and encodes 440 amino acids. Gene Ontology annotation, cellular component: Golgi apparatus. Gene Ontology annotation, molecular function: UDP-N-acetylglucosamine-lysosomal-enzyme N-acetylglucosaminephosphotransferase activity. Gene Ontology annotation, biological process: carbohydrate phosphorylation; N-glycan processing to lysosome. The transcript is spliced from 9 exons. Lineage: Eukaryota; Metazoa; Mollusca; Bivalvia; Venerida; Veneridae. The record is from RefSeq and is a predicted model, not a curated record.